AAGACCCUUACUACUCUGACCCUUGAGUCAUUUCCCAGGCUAGGCCAUCUCCCACUGCAUUCGGUGAAACAUGUUGGAAAUUGCAGCAUAAAUGGUCUGACAUGGGGAGCAAGAAAACAUAUGAGGGAGAGGAACAGUAAAACAUGUAAGAUGACCAAGUGGAAGAGCUGGAGUCGUUGCAGGUAGUGCUUUAUUUUGUCUGUGUCUUUGUGCUAUUGUUUUGAAUUGUCAUUCAAAGAAGCACUGUUAUACAGGAUCCAGAUGUUCAGCAGCUUGUACCACGAGCACAGGUAGUGACUCUUUCCUUGGCAGACAAGUGUCUUUUAGGUUGUCUUCCCUGCAAAGCCGAGGUCUCUAAGACAGCAAUAGUUUUGACCUGUUCCUCCCCACAGUAAUGAACUGAGAAUGGGUUUGAACCUAUUACAAUCACCUGUUAAAAUCUUCUAGCAAAGUAGCAGUGUAAGAAAUGAGGAUUUGCUACAUUUUCCCUUUCCAAAGUGCAGCACCCUAACACAUAGAUAGAUCCUUUCUACUGAACAUAUCAACUUCUCCUGCGUAUUUACUACCAUUCCUCCAUUUUAGCCACACACACAAACAUUCACUGUUUUAUUCAGGUGCUUCAGGGACACUUUAGAAAAACUCUCAUUUACAUCAGCAAGACUGUAUACUAAUUUUCAGUCACUGACACCAGUCUCUUUUCCCUCCAGAGAUUUUAUGAUAGCUGGAAAGCCUCCAGAGCUUUUGAAUCUUUAAUUUCAGGGUCCUCCUGAGGGCAAGGAGCAGAGAUUUGCAUCACAGGGAGGUCGCAUGGGUAUCACAGAUGCAGAGCUAGAAGGCCAUCCGAUUAAGUAGAAGCAACUAAAUCCAUAAAUUGGUCUGGAAAGCCUUUAGUACUGGGGAUGAGCAAUGAGACUACAGGUUUAUUCUACAGUUUCAUUCUAAGAUGUGUGACUGAAUUUGCAACACCACCUGUUAAUGCAGUACUUCAGCUGGAUAGAAAUAUAAUGAGGAAAAGCAGUUUCCAUCUUGUAUAAAUGAGCUUAAACAGUUGUUUCCUCUUUCAGGUUAUACCUAGAUAACGCUUUCUAAGCACCUCCUUUUAAUAGGAUCUUGUCUACAGAUUAGCCACCCUGAAAUGCUUGUGCUCCCUCAUCAGAAGAGUGUAUGCUCCCAACAGCUAGCCUGCAGGCUUUUAAGGAUUCUUCUUCCAGCCAGACUGACAGGCGAGGCCUGCCACAACAGGCAGCCGGGCAAGCCCUGGCCGUGGCAAGGAGCAGCCCUUCUUACAGCAAGCUGAAAUGUGGAGAGAGGAGCAGUGCAGGGAUGAGCCAAGCAAUACAAGAGAGGAUCAUACAGACCCUGUGGAGUGGUAUGACUACACCAUACCCUGGACUUGAUGGAUCAGGAGAUGGAUCGAUGAUAUUACCCACUUUUACAGCAACACAUCUUCCUGCUACGGGUCCUUCGACUGUGGAUGAGCCAGUACUUGUAACUGAAAGCACCAUUGAAAGCAGCUUUGAAACACAGAGUUCUCCAAGUACUGAACUGGAUGCUGUGAAUGAUGAGGACAGCCUAGAUGCAGCAGAACAGUCUAUAUUGAUAUAUGUUGUCCCUGUGGCGCUGCUGGUCCUGAUGAUUUUGUUGAUCACAUUUUUUGUAAUGCAUCAUAAAAGGAAAAAGUCCAAGCAAGAUGAGCUGGGAAGCGAAAACGUAAAAAGUCCUAUUUUUGAAGAAGACACACCUUCUGUUAUGGAGAUAGAAAUGGAGGAGCUUGAUAAAUGGAUGAACAGCAUGAACAAAAAUGGUGACUGUGAAUGUUUGCCUACUGUAAGAGAAGAAGAAAAAGAAUCAAUCGCCAACCCAAGUGAUGGUGAAUCAUGAAGUCCUCAGGACAGCAAAGAACUGACUAAAGGGAUGCAGCACACAAGCUCAUCAUCCCCCAGAUACUGGAAGAACUGGAUUUAAAUAUAAUUCAUCUCAAAAGGCCAGAGAAGCAAAUGCAUUUCUUGUGUCCUGCUUUAUAUGGUCUUCAGAAAGGAAACAUCACCAAAGGAAAAGAAGAAAAGAAAAAGGAGAAAAAAAAAAGACAAAAAGCAAAGUACUGCAGCAAGAUUGAGGACUGAUUAAAAUUAUUUUUGCAAUGAGCUUCACCACAAAUAAAGACAAACCUCUUUUUCACCCCUGCUAAAAGUUCUCAAAGUAGUCCAUGGUUCUGUCUAGUUCUGCAGUUGUGUAUUGUGCUGCACUUAAAACAAAUUAUGUUCUGGGUUUGGUGGGUUUCUUUGCUCUGGUUUGGUUUUGUGGGUAUUUGUUUCAGUGUCCAUAAUUCUGGACCACCCUGGUUUGAUGGAGAUGAAGCUCAUGCCUAUGCAAAGUUUAUUUCUCAGUUUGCUUUUUUAUGAGCAGUGCACUGAUUUACACAGGACUGCUGUUGGGGAGUACCAGGCUAGGACUGACAGACCAGAUCCGAGGACAGACAGCAGCUGAAAAGCCUCUCAAAGGAAUAGCCAGAAGUGACUGCAGCCCAGCGAGGGCACAGACUCUGCAGAGUGCUUUUGGUUUUCAGAUUAAAGGCGCUGUAGUAGUGAAAAGUAUUAUUUUGAGAAUGCCUUUCAGUUCCACGGAUGAGCACCCUGGGCUAGCUCUCCCCAUGUAACUCUUCUCCCUGCCCAGGGCUGCUCUCCAGCCUCCUACUUCAGGAAUAUUCAACUUAAAAACAUUGCUUUUUUUUUAAAAAAUGACUGAGGUUGAAAAAUUAAGCAAUUCAGUACUCACAUUAAAUGCAGAUUUAGAUAAGUAUGUGUUAUGCAUAACUACUUGGUCAAGGUUUUCAGAUACAGGAGGUUUUCUGCUGCUUCUGCUUUUAAAUACUGAGCCUGCAAUAUCUAAAAGAUAUGGACUUCUGAGUGUGCCUGGUCACCUUUAGUUACAAUGAAAAAAAACCAGACUCCUGGGAUACCUCAAGGUGGAAAUAUGAAUGUUUUGACUGUGUCCAUUGAUUUUAGCUACCAUGUCUCCUAGGGAUUAGUACCUUAAAAAUGUAACACACAUAAAAGUGGAUCCUUGUCUGGGCAAAGCUUCUUGUACCUUAUUUAAAAUAGCAGAUUGAUAUCCUACCGUAUCUUAUAUCCUACCUAUCCUCGUAUUCUAUUUAAAUAGAAUAUGUAAUGCCUUCCCACUCAGUACAUGUUUAAUAUGAUCAGUUUUGCUUUGCCUGCAAAUAAUUCACUAAUAAGUUACCAUGCAUAGCUUGAUUAAAAAGAGAAAGCAAAUGCCCCAAGACUCUGUGAUGGCAUCUAAGUAUCACUGACAGAGGAUGGUUUGUGAAUAAUUCAAGACAUGUCAAAAUACAGGAGGAAAAAAAUGUUUAGAGCUAACCAUAUUAAUUCAUUACUGAAUUUGACUUGAUUUGUAAUUUCCUCAAAGAAUAAAAGAUUUCUUCACUGUUCCAAAACAAUUUAUUGCAAAUAUUGGAUUUAGUAAGUGAGUGAUGGUAAAUAAAUUUUCCCUGUUUGGAUGAUUUUUAA
Messenger RNA from Parus major (Great Tit), 3527 nucleotides. RefSeq names its product transmembrane protein 154 (gene TMEM154). Lineage: Eukaryota; Metazoa; Chordata; Aves; Passeriformes; Paridae. The coding region runs from base 1165 to 1881 and encodes 238 amino acids. The transcript is spliced from 6 exons. The record is from RefSeq and is a predicted model, not a curated record.